AUGCUACGCAAAACCCUUUUUGGAUUCAGGGCCAUUCGCAUCAACCCCCGUGUGGUGGCGGCAGAGUAUGCGGUGCGUGGGAUGCUCCCCAUGCGUGCGGACGAGAUCAGGGCGGCCCUGGCGACACCGGAGGGGAAGGCCAAGUACCCCUUCUCCAGCAUUGUGUACUGCAACAUUGGGAACCCGCAGGCACUGGAACAGAAGCCGCUGACGUUCUUCCGGCAGGUGAUGUCGCUGAUUGACGCGCCGUUCCUGCUGGAGAACGAGAAGGUUACGUCGCAGUUCCCGGCGGAUGCGGUGGCGCGUGCGAGGGAGUAUCUUCGCCACAUCGGCGAUCGCACGGGCGCCUACACGGACUCUGCGGGCUACGCCUUUGCCCGUGACAUCGUGGCGCGGCAAAUCAAUGAACGCGACCACGAGAUAAAGCCGCUGGUGGACGCAUCCUCUAUUUUUCUGACGGACGGCGCGAGCUCGGGCGUGCGUCUUUUGCUGCAGGUUCUCGUGGGUGACGCGAGUGAUGCGGUGAUGGUUCCCAUUCCGCAGUACCCGCUGUACACGGCGCAGCUUACUCUUCUUGGCGGCACGCCCGCGAUGUACUACCUGUGUGAGAAGGAUAACUGGGCACUGAACGUGGAGGAGCUGGCGUCGGUGUACGACGAGUGCGUGGCGAAGAAUAAUGCGACCCCGCGCGUGCUCGUUGUGAUCAACCCCGGGAACCCGACUGGCGGCGUGCUGGAUCGCGAAGUGAUGGAGGCCGUGGCGAAAUUCUGCUGCGACCGCGGCAUUGUGCUGAUGGCGGACGAGGUGUACCAGGAGAACGUGUACGCGGCGGGAAAGCGUUUCUUGAGCUUCCGGGAAGUGGUGCUUGGGCUGCCGGCGCCGUACAACACGGACACGGUGCUGGCCUCGCUGCACUCGACGUCGAAGGGCAUCAUUGGUGAGUGCGGGCGCCGCGGCGGGUACUUCUGCCUCACAAACUUCCCCGCGCCGGUGCGGGAGCAGGUGGUAAAGAUGUGCUCCAUGGUUCCGUGCAGCAGCGUGAAUGGGCAGUUGAUGACGGCACUGAUGUGCUCGCCACCGCGGCCCGGUGACGCGAGCUAUGAGUCAUACUGGGCGGAGUACAAUGGGAUCUUUGCGAGUCUAAAGAAGCGCGCCCUGCUGCUUGCGAAGGAGCUGGGCACGAUUCGCGGUUUUUCUUGCCAGCCGGUGGAAGGGGCGAUGUACGCGUUUCCGACGAUUGAGCUGCCGGAGAAGUACUUUCAGCACAAUGCGGAGCUGAACGCGAAGGAGGGGCGAAAGCUUGGGCCCGACACGCGAUGGGCGUUGGAGCUUCUGGAGAGCAGCGGGGUUGUUGUUGUGCCCGGCUCUGGGUUUGGUCAGCGGCCCAACACGCUGCACUUCCGCACGACGAUCCUGCCGCCGGAGCAGCAGAUGGAACGGAUGGUGAAGGCGAUGCGCACAUUCCAGGAGGGCAUUUGGGCAAAGUACGGGUAA
Trypanosoma cruzi is the source of this 1494-nucleotide messenger RNA. RefSeq names its product alanine aminotransferase, putative. The transcript has a single exon. Bases 1 to 1494 code for a protein of 497 amino acids. Gene Ontology annotation, molecular function: pyridoxal phosphate binding; L-alanine:2-oxoglutarate transaminase activity. Gene Ontology annotation, biological process: biosynthetic process. The record is from RefSeq and is a predicted model, not a curated record. Lineage: Eukaryota; Euglenozoa; Kinetoplastea; Trypanosomatida; Trypanosomatidae.